AUGAGGAACACCACCUUCGGUCUACUCCUCAUCUGCGUGGCCGCGUUGCAUGCAGAUGCAUCGCAAGAGGCUCAGCUCAGAAGGUUCAUCCGGUCUAGACGGAACAGUAGCAAUGCUAACAACAUAGAUGAACCAAGGGUAGGAAUCACUAACACUACUAGUAGCCUGAUAGAGUACUCUACCCAUGACAUGGCCAAUCUGAAGGCCGCCGACAAGAUCCAUGUGCUGCCAGGGCAGCCUAGCGGCACCAUCGGCUUAAAUCAGUACGGUGGGUACGUGACUGUCCACAAGAAGGAUGGCCAGGUGCUCUUCUACUACUUCGUCGAGGCAGCCACCGAUGCGGCGGCGAAGCCACUCCUCUUGUGGCUCAAUGGAGGUCCUGGAUGCUCAUCGCUUGGCUAUGGAGCAAUGAUGGAGGUGGGCCCGUUCCGCGUGAACAAGGACAAAAGAACUCUCAGCGAAAACAUGCAUGCUUGGACCAAAGUGGCCAACGUGAUCUUCCUGGAAUCGCCUGUCGGCGUCGGGUUUUCAUACUCCAACAAGACCCUUGACUUCCACUUGAGCGGAGAUAAGAGUACGGCGGACGACACAUUUGUCUUCCUCCUCAACUGGCUCGAGAGGUUCCCGGAGUACAAAGGCCGUCCCUUCUACAUCUCCGGGGAGAGCUACGGCGGCCACUAUGUGCCACAGCUUGCAGCCACCAUCCUCAGCCACAAUCUCGAAAAUAGUAGCACAAGAACUUCGAUAAACCUACAGGGUAUCCUGGUUGGCAAUCCAUACCUUGAUGCCAAUAUGAAUGCUAAGGGGGAAGUUGACUAUCUGUGGAGCCACGGGAUGAUAUCAGAUGAGGCGUGGGCCAGUAUCACCAAGAAGUGCAGUUUAGACCAGCGAGGUUACAAAGCAUGCGUCACUGAUAUGCACGGUGCUGAUCAAUCUAACAUCGAUCCCUACGACAUAUAUGCAUCGGUUUGCCUGGAAGGGCCAAUUGAAACACAGUACCCCAGCCGCUAUACACCGAGGUCGUAUGAUAUUUGCAGCGAUCGUUACGUAUACGUGUACCUCAAUGAUCCUCGGGUGCAAAAGGCUUUGCAUGCUAGACCAACAGAGUGGACGCACUGCACUUCCGAAAUUGCUUGGAUGGAUGCACCGGCCUCGAUGGUGCCAACGCUUAAAUGGCUGAUAGAGCAGCACCUGCCCGUGUGGCUGUACAGCGGCGACUUUGACUCCGUAUGCCCGUUCAUCGCCACGAGGUACACCAUCAAGGACCUCGGCCUCAACGUCACGGAGCCAUGGCGCCCAUGGAUAGUGAACGAGCGCGAUGAGGUUGGAGGGCACGUUCAGGGAUACACGGGGGGGUUGGUGUUUGCAACUGUGAGGGCAGCCGGGCAUGCGGUCCCAUCCCACCAGCCCGAGGCAGCGCUCGUGCUGGUCAGCUCCUUCCUGAAUGGAACGCUUCCCCCGAGCGAUAAGUGGUGGUGA
Messenger RNA from Triticum turgidum subsp. durum (durum wheat), 1479 nucleotides. Lineage: Eukaryota; Viridiplantae; Streptophyta; Magnoliopsida; Poales; Poaceae. The record is from the annotation of a GenBank genome assembly.